AUGAGUUUCAAAAGCUCUUCUCUUCUGUGCAUAGCACUUUUCCUUGCAUGGUCUUCUGCUAUUUCUGGCUUUAACAUCAAUGAACUGCUACAAAAAGAAGCAGAUCUUUCCACAUUCAAUAAGUACAUCACCGAAGCCAAGCUUGCAGAUGAAAUAAACAGCCGGAACACCAUCACUGUCCUGGCUGUUAAUAACGAGGCUAUCGCUUCCAUUGCUGGCAAGUCCCCAGAAUUCAUCAAGGCCGUGAUUAGCACCCAUGUCAUCCUUGACUUUUUUGAUGAGAAGAAGCUAAUGGAAGCCCAGGCUACCAGCCAAAAACUGACUACCCUCUACCAGGCCUCAGGUCUUGCCUUGAAGGAACAAGGUUUCAUCAGUGUUCAACUCAUCGGUGAGGGCGCAAUCGCCUUCAACUCCGUCGGAUCUUCCGAGAACUCCGAGCUCGUCAGAACCGUCCUCUCUCAGCCCUACAACAUCUCCAUUCUCCAAGUCACCAAGCCCAUCAUACCCCUAGGCCUUGAUUCUCAAACCCCAACUGCACAAUCUCCUCAAGGAUCUCAAUCCUCCCCACAAACCGCCAAGGCCCCAUCUGCCACAGACACUGCUCAGUCACCAGCCACCACAAAGACUGCUGAUGCACCAGCUCCUGCACAGAGUGCCCAGGCACCAGCCACCACAAAGACUUCUGAUGCACCAGCUCCUGCACAGAGUGCCCAGGCACCAGCUACCACAACCACUACUGAUGCACCGGCUCCUACACAGACUGCCAAGGCACCAGCUUCCACAAAGACCGGUGAUGCACCAGCUCCGGCAGAGAAUGCCAAGGCACCAGCUUCCGCAAAGACUGGUGAUGCACCAGCUCCGGCACAGAGUGCCAAGGCACCAGCUCCCGCAAAGACUGCUGACGCACCAGCUCCCGCAAAGACUGCUGACGCACCAGCUCCAGCAAAGACUGCUGACGCACCUGCUCCCACAAAGACUACUGACGCACCAACUCCUUCGGCUGCGUCUCCACCUGCCACUGCCACGUCUCCAGUGGCUGCCGAUGCCCCAGCAGCUGCCGACGGUCCCGCGGCUGACGGUCCCGCCGCUGACGGUGGUGCAGCUAGCAGCUCUUCAACCAUUAAGAUGGGUUUGUUUGGAGCAGUGAUGGCCUUCGCUUCUCUCUUCAUCGUCCUCUAA
Molecule: messenger RNA, 1179 nt
Organism: Sphenostylis stenocarpa
Lineage: Eukaryota; Viridiplantae; Streptophyta; Magnoliopsida; Fabales; Fabaceae
Source: the annotation of a GenBank genome assembly